CCGAGUCUCCUCAGUCGCAAAGUAUGGACGCACCUUUGUAAAGUGCAGAUUGUGCUUAUAAAAGGUGUUGGUUUUAGUGUGGCAGAAGAUAUCAUAGAUUUGUCGAGGUCUAGAGCUGGUGAAUCCGACGCUGUACCCGUGGAAAAAGUCCUCCGAAAGGAGUCCGCCGGUAGAUCGCCAUUCCAUGUAUUGCCUAUGUCCUACAGAACGGGAAUACGUGACGUUGUGUAUGAAUCGGCCAAGCAACGUGUAAUCGUUGCUGAAUAUCGAAAUGCUAUCACGCAGCAACAGAUCAUUGCUUUUACCCAUGAAAUCGACCGAAUGGCAACGAAGGACGAGUCUGGCAACGGUCACGUCUUGAUCUCGGACUUAUACUCCGUACUAUCUCGUUCUCCACCAGAAGUUCGAAAAUGCUUUGGAUCUCGAGUGAUCAACAAAUUGGUGCUCUCCAGUGAUACAUCAAAUGGAUGUGUAUCAUGUCAUCUUUUAGCUGAGUACUUGACUGCUUGUUGUCGGCGGUCACAACAGUUUCUUUUCGUACAGAAUGCUGCCCGUUCCACCGAGUAUAUUACGACAAAUGAAUUCCUCGAUCUCGUCAUGGCAGAAAUUUCGAACAAGUUAUCAUGGGAAAGCGGAAUGAAGGACUGUCCAUUCUACUAUGCGGUCUUCAUAGAGCGAUGUGUUUUCUUUCAGCUCGAUCCACAAAGAACAGGGAAGAUAUCGAUAUUGGAGCUUGCCUCCACGGGACUUCUCGAUGACCUUUUUGAAGUACUAAGUCAACAGGAACGUGAUCCUGCCGAUAACUCAUGCAGUGCAAGUGUUCAGUCGGUCGAUUUUGGAGACUCCUGGAGCAGUUCCGUACUUGUGAUAGAGAUGGUUCUGGAAUGGUGUCUCUCGAAGAAUGUCGUGCAUAUAGAGAUGGAACAAUUACGCCUUUGUUCUUGGAGAGGGUGUUUGCCAAUCAAAUUUUGUAUGGUGACCAGUCACCACACGAGAAUGGACUUUCGUGGAUUCGUAGACCUCGAUGCUGCGAUCACGUCGAAAAACCAGCCAGCGUCUAUAAGGUGGCUGUUCCGUAUGCUAGAUUUGAGGGACGAUGGUGUACUGGAUCGUGGCGAAAUUAAAAUGAUGGUUCAAAGCAUGUUGGAGAAUCUAUCUGCCAUGGAGAACUGGGCCGUGAAUUUCAAGGCUGAUGAUAUAGUGGAUGAAAUCAUCGAUAUGAUAAAUCCAGCUGAGCCAAACAGGAUAGUGGUUGAUGACGUGCUAGCCUGCAACAUGGCGGAGACAGCGCUCGGCAUUCUUGUAGACUACGAUGCCUUCUUGAAAUACGAAAAUCGAGAAGAGGAAGCUGCCAAUAGCUAG
This is a messenger RNA of Cooperia oncophora, 1362 nucleotides long. Lineage: Eukaryota; Metazoa; Nematoda; Chromadorea; Rhabditida; Trichostrongylidae. The record is from the annotation of a GenBank genome assembly.